Messenger RNA from Brachypodium distachyon (stiff brome), 893 nucleotides. Its product is annotated as fasciclin-like arabinogalactan protein 10. Gene Ontology annotation, cellular component: plasma membrane. The record is from RefSeq and is a predicted model, not a curated record. The transcript has a single exon. Lineage: Eukaryota; Viridiplantae; Streptophyta; Magnoliopsida; Poales; Poaceae. Bases 36 to 677 code for a protein of 213 amino acids.
ACCCCAACUUCCCAACUAAUUAAUAAUUAACCACUAUGGCCUUCAAGAUCCUUCUCCCUCUCCUCCUCCUCGCCGCCGCAACCCCGACAUCGGUUUCUAUCAUCGAUGUGGCGCAAAUGCUGGCCGGCAAGCCCCAGUACGCCACCUUUGUGAAGCUCCUGACGGAGACAAAGGUGGCUGAGGAUGUGAGCCGGCUCAAGUCGGCGUCGGUGCUAGUUGUCUCCGAGAAGAACGUCAAGGCCCUCUUGUCGGUGCCCAAGGACAAGCUGCAGAUGAUCCUCUCACACCACGUGCUCCUCAAGUACUUCGACCCCAUCCAGCUCAACGAGAUGAAGACACCUACAGCCAAGCUCGAAUCCAUGCUCUCCACCACCGACAAGAACCUCGGCACCAUCAUGUACUCAAAGGACCCAGACGGCCAAAUGUACUUGCGCUCCCCAGGCGCGGACACCGUCGCCAAGCUCGUUAAGGUUGUCGCGGCGCGCCCCUUUGCGGUGUCCAUCAUGGAGAUCAGCGCGCCCCUCGUGUCUCCCGAGAUCCUUGCCGCUGCUGGUGCUGCAAAGCCAAAAGUUGGCAAGGGCAAAGCGAAAGGCAAAGGCAAGGUCAAGCCGAUGUCUGCCAACGAUGAGGGCUCCUCUGACGCCGCGCCAUCGGAGGCUCCAACAACCUCCACCUAAGAGAGGUUAGCAUGGCGCCUGGCCGGCCAGGACACACCCACCAGGAUCAGGGUGGCAUUCGGUCGUCACAAGUUCCGAUAAUAUAAUUGUGAUGGCGUGCCAUAAUAAAUAAAUUUGGAGGGAAGCUAAAAUCUUUCUUUUUUGUUUUGUCUUCUGCUACUAAUGGGUUUUUUUGUAUAAAUAGUAAAGCCAAACUGGAAGUUGAAUUCCUGCAAA